AUGGGCAGACAUGUCAUCGAACAAGGUGCAAUCGAAAUCGCCUACGGCACGGACCAUGCCACGGGCUACUUCCUCAGCGUCGUCGACGCCCGUCUCGCCUGGUCGGAGGACGCUACCGACGCGGUGAACGCCGUCGCGGAGGGCCUUUGCGCCCACGGUGGAGGAAGCUACUUCGAUCUCCACACAGGCCCAGGAGGGUUCGGGCGGAAGGUGGAUGUUGCGACGCUGAUGACCUUCUGGCAACGCUACGGCGUGCCUGCUCAGCAUGUGCAGCUUGCGAAGCUGGGGAACUUCUUUUGA
Molecule: messenger RNA, 300 nt
Organism: Sparassis crispa
Lineage: Eukaryota; Fungi; Basidiomycota; Agaricomycetes; Polyporales; Sparassidaceae
Exons: 1
Coding region: 1-300 (99 amino acids)
Source: RefSeq, a predicted model, not a curated record